Messenger RNA from Penicillium daleae, 1008 nucleotides. RefSeq names its product RNA recognition motif domain-containing protein. Lineage: Eukaryota; Fungi; Ascomycota; Eurotiomycetes; Eurotiales; Aspergillaceae. The transcript is spliced from 4 exons. Bases 1 to 1008 code for a protein of 335 amino acids. Gene Ontology annotation, molecular function: RNA binding. The record is from RefSeq and is a predicted model, not a curated record.
AUGUCUGCCGUCGAAGCUCUCACUGACAACCUGGCUGCGACCACCAUCAACGACGCCCCCAACACUAACGGCACUCCCGCGGUCACUGAUGCUGCCGCCGCCAGUGCUGAUGAGGGCCGUCGUCUGUACAUCGGCAACCUUGCCUACGCGACCACCGAGGAGGAACUCAAGGAGUUCUUCAAGGGCUACACCAUCGAGAGCACCUCGAUCCCGGUGAACCCCCGCACCAACCGUCCCGUUGGCUACGCGUUCGUCGACCUUGCUACUGCUUCCGAAGCCACUGCGGCCAUUGAGAGCCUCUCUGGCAAGGAGAUCCUCGCGCGCAAGGUCUCGGUGCAGCUGGCCCGCAAGCCAGAGCCUGCGGAGGCCAAGGAGGGUGCUGCCAGUGGCGGUGAGGGCGCCAGCGGCAAUGAGGGUCGCAAGCGCACCGGUGGCCGUGGCCGUGGCCGUGGUCGCGCUCGUGGCCGUGGUGGCCGUACCUCUCGUGGACGCCGAGGCCGCUCCCUGACCGAAACCACCAACGAGACUGAGCCUGCGGCUGCUGAGGGUGCCCUGCAGGGCAAGCCCCGCGCCCCUCGUCCCCAGAAGCAGCGUGGCCCCCCCGAGGAUGGCAUUCCUUCCAAGACCAAGGUCAUGGUCGCUAACCUCCCCUACGACCUGACCGAGGACAAGCUCAAGGAGAUCUUCGCCGAUUACUCCCCUGUCUCCGCCAAGGUCGCUCUUCGCCCCAUCCCCCGCUUCAUGAUCAAGAAGCUCCAGGCUCGCAACGAGCGCCGCAAGACUCGUGGCUUCGGAUUCGUCAACCUGGCCUCCGAGGAGCUCCAGGCCAAGGCCGUCAGCGAGAUGAACGGCAAGGACAUUGAUGGCCGCACCAUUGCCGUCAAGGUCGCCAUCGACAGCCCCGGAAAGGAGGACGAUGUCAAUGCGGCCGCCGACCAGUACGAGGAGGCCCCCGCCCCCGCCCAGGAGAACGCUGCCCCCGCUGGUCCUGCCACCGAGGCCGCCUAA